This is a messenger RNA of Sitophilus oryzae (rice weevil), 2483 nucleotides long. RefSeq lists its product as uncharacterized. The record is from RefSeq and is a predicted model, not a curated record. Bases 2059 to 2424 code for a protein of 121 amino acids. The transcript is spliced from 2 exons. NCBI's taxonomy places the organism in Eukaryota, Metazoa, Arthropoda, Insecta, Coleoptera, Curculionidae.
UAACACUGGCAAUCAAAAACUACAUAAUACAUAACAAUACAACCCAAGCCCACAGAAAACAAUUCAGCCCUUAGUAGUAAGUAAACGGGAACAAAAUGUGAAAAAAAAACAAAACAAACUCAAUACAUAUAAUUCAGUAGGUAUAUUAUGUUCUAAGAGGGAAGAGUCAUUAGCAUAUUUUUAAGUUUACUUUUAAAGCUAUGUUUUUGUAAGACUUUCAGACAACCGUUAUAAAGUUUAAAAACACCGUUAUAAAGUUUAAAAACCUGGUAAGAGAAACAUCGCGUAAACAAAGCGGUCUUGUAUAGUGGCGGAGAGAGAAGUCCCCUAAAUCUUAAAUUCAACGUAUGAACAUCCUCUCUAAACAUUAUCUUAUUGGUUAGAUAGGGAGGGGAUCCACUUAUUAUGAUCAUAUGAAACAAAACCAUCGAGUGUAGCUCCCGUCUCUUAACCAUAUUCAACCACCCGGCACACACGAAUUUCGAAUUCGGUCGAAUUUAUUAAAAUCUUGGCAUAAAUAGAAUUACAUGUUAUGGUUUAUUAAAAGUUUAAAAAUCUUACAUAAUUUAUUUAAAUUUAUUCAUUAAAUUUAAUAUUUUUCAAAUUUAACAAAAUUCUAUUAUACAGGGUGAUGAAAACGAUAGUCAACAUUACUCAAAAAAACAAAUACAUUUGGCAAUCACCACAGGGCAAAUUAAUUUAAAUUCAAACCAAAUAUUACGUGGCCAAUGAAUAAAGUCUUUAAAGGAGUACACUAUAAGCUAUUCUUGUACCAUGACUAUAAGUAAAAAUACUCAAAAAAAUGUUUUUGCACCAUAAACGAAUAGUACUAGAGACUCAUUUAAUCGAGUCAAUAAUCAAAGCCCCACAUCAAAGAUGUGGGGCCACUGUAGCCAGUCGACUUAUUCCAUACCCGCCAAAUUCAAAAGUUAUUGGACCUGUUUACAAUUGCCUCUGUUUACCAUUACCCCAACUAGCCCUACCUGUUCAUAUCUUCAUAUCUCGGCAAAACAUUUUCAUCAAUACAUUUAUGAGCUCCAAAUAUAGGGCAUUGUAAUUCACUCCCAGGUUUUACGCGACAUUUUAUUUAAACUCAACUCCGAAUACUUAAGCUAAGUUCAUAUAGCAACGAAUCACGAAAUACGAAUCACGAACUUUAACGCCAUUGGUCAGAUUUAUUGGGGAGAAAGUUGAGAAGUGUCUUAUUUAAGUUUUUAAGAAUUCGUAAAAUUUAAAAUCUAGGGGGCGGGAAACUUGAACUCAUUUCAAGAUUUUCCGAUAUUCGUGACGAAUUUGGCCUUAAUUUGACAGUUUGCAGAUUAACAAUAUUAACAUUUUAGGUUAGGUUACUGUUGACUGUUGAUUAUUUGUUAUUUGUGAUGUCUGAAUUUGAUGUAAGUAAUUAAUAGUAUUAUAAUAUUCAAUUAUUAAUAUUAUACUAGGUAUUUAUAGGAUAGGUAAUUUAUUUUUUGCCGACUUUUUUAAGUAAAUUAUUUAUUUUCAUAUCAGCAAAAUUUUUAGUACCAAGUUGAGUGCGGGGAAUGUGGGGAAACCUUAACUUUGAAAGAAUUUGAAAAACACACUUGUGCAGAAACUCAGGAGUCUCUGUCGUCGCAAUCCAUACAGAUUGAAAAUGAAUCCCAAACAGAAUUAGUAACUGACAAAAACUUUGUUGGAAAAUUAGCAGAGGCUGUCCAAGCGAGGCCAGCAUUGUGGGAUCAUACCCUGCCUCUGAAGCAAAGAGGCAAAGAUAUAAGAGAAAGAUUAUGGAUGGAGGUUUAUAAUGAAUUGGGAGGAAAAUUAACUCUAGAAAACCUAAUUAAAAAAUUUACUUACGAGACACUUUCUUAAAACAUUUGAAGUAUGUAUGUACAAAUCUUGGAAACUUUUUUUGGCCACGACUGUGCCUUUUAACGAUUUUAUCAGUUAGGUAAUUGCGACACAUAAUUAAUGUCUUAAUUUAACUAUUGCAGAACUUACACCCCUUCAGGCUCGGGAACAAAUGAGAAAAAGCAAUGGAAAUAUUUCGACAAUUUUCUUUUCCUGGCUGGAAAAAAUAUGCCGAAAAUUACAACAUCGAAUAUCUGUGCGAAUACUAUUGAAGUAGGAACUACAGAUAAUAAUAAAACAAAGGACUUUAUUCCGUCAAGAAGUGUAUCAUCCAGUGAUAAUGACCUGUACCUGUCAUCACCUGCAUCCAAGCGCAAAAAAAGAAAUGCCAGAGAAACAGACACAGAAGAUAUGUUGCUAAAUAUUGUGAAGGAACCUCUUCCAACCUUUCCCCCUCAACCACAACUCUCCCCAGCCCUGAUGACAGUUCAAUCUGUAUUGGAGAAAUUGCCUGCAGGAAGGCGGAUGAAACUAGAAUUGCAAUUUAUUAACAAAGUGUAUUCUGAAUAUGCAGAGUUUGUUGAAACUGAAUAAAUACUACCUAUUUUUAAGUGGCGUUUAUUAGCACAAAAUAAGUAUUAAAAAUACAACUG